AUGGCUAACAAUCUGGUUAUCAGAGCUUUGAAAGCUAACUCAAAGUCGUUCAAUUUGAGCUCCAAGAAAAUGACCGAGGUUCCCAAAUCGGUUUCGAGAUUAACAAAUAUUUUAACCCUUCAUUUGAACAAUAACUCUCUUACUUCUCUGCCUAUGGAACUGCAGACGUUACGAAACUUGACAGAACUCAAUUUGGGAAAUAAUUCUCUGGAGGAGAUCCCAUCUGUUCUGAGGUACCUGAACACCUUGAAAAAACUUUAUUUGUUUGGAAACCACAUUACAAGAUUGCCACCUGAGGUGUUAGAAGGACUUGAUAACCUCACUCUCCUCAAUCUGAACCACAAUCACAUCACAGUCCUUCCACCAGAGAUUAAAAGUGUUUCUAACCUAGAAACCCUCAGCUUACUGGACAACCAGUUGGAGGAACUUCCUGUAGAAAUAUGUUUUCUCAACAAGAUGGUUGAGAUGAAUUUAACCAACAACAAGCUGUCCAGACUGCCUAAACAGAUAUACCGUUUGUCACAAUUGGUCAGAUUAUAUCUGGCCAGAAACAACCUCACAGAACUGCCAGAGGGUGUUAUUGGGCUGAUGAAGCUCAGAGUGCUGGACGUGGCUGGAAACCGUUUAUCCAUGUUUCCUGUCGACUUCCAGCUUAUGACCCUGAAUGAGCUGCUCUGCGAAGGAAACGCAUUCGUGAAGAAUAAGCUGAUGGAAUCUGUUCAAGCUGUGGAGGUGCUGUCAUUGAAGGAGCUGUCUGCUCGUCAGAUCCUGGUGGAGGACAAGAGUAGGUUGGGUGUGGUCCACAGGGCUCUGUCGCACCACCCUGGUCUGAGCCUGCUGCUGGCUGACUGGGGCAGGUGUUCCCUCUGCCUCCAACCCUUCCUCACCACCUGGCUGGAGUGUGUACGCUUCAUCAACCUCAGGAAGGACAUGAAGAUGAGCCGUCCUCAGACCGUCCCUGUACGCGUUCUCCUCUGUUCCUACAAGUGCUUCAAUAAGACCGGACAUUCAUACUAUGGUGUCGCAUCUGUAUGAAGAGGUACUUCUAUUAAAACAUGUGUUUGAUGUAAUUAUAAGGAAGUAGUCCCUGUUCUUUCGAUCCAGUAUGUAUUAGCUGCAUGUCCACCAGAUGGCAGCAGAGGACCAUAGUAAGAGACCAGACUCCUGACACAAUAAUAUAUAUAUAUAUAUAUUUUUUUUAUACCUUUAUUAUACCUUUAUUUAACUAGGCUCUAACCACUAGGCUACCCUGCCUAAUAUCACAAGGCCAAAACAAUGAACUAGGUUGGACAGAGAGCUAGGUUGGCCAGAGAGCUAGGUUGGCCAGAGAGCUAGGUUGGCCAGAGAGCUAGGUUGGACAGAGAGCUAGGUUGGCCAGAGAGCUAGGUUGGACAGAGAGCUAGGUUGGACAGAGAGCUAGGUUGGACAGAGAGCUAGGUUGGCCAGAGAGCUAGGUUGGACAGAGAGCUAGGUUG
Oncorhynchus masou masou (cherry salmon) is the source of this 1475-nucleotide messenger RNA. It is a transcript of the gene lrrc69, whose product is annotated as leucine rich repeat containing 69. The coding region runs from base 1 to 1035 and encodes 344 amino acids. The record is from RefSeq and is a predicted model, not a curated record. Lineage: Eukaryota; Metazoa; Chordata; Actinopteri; Salmoniformes; Salmonidae. Gene Ontology annotation, molecular function: protein binding. The transcript has 8 exons.